CCAUGACAACUCCCCUGAAAGUCAUCAUCGCUGGCGGUGGUAUUGCCGGCCUCACACUUGCAAAUGCUCUCGAGCAAGCCAAAGUCGACUAUAUCCUUCUCGAGCGGCGCAACGAGAUAGCACCUCAGGUUGGUGCAUCCAUCGGCAUUUUAGCCAAUGGGUGUAGAGUUAGUCAAUCAGCUUCGAGUCUCAAUUGCGAUGAACUGACCAUCUGCAGAUCUNUGGACCAGCUUGGCUGUACCGACACACUCUACACAUACAUAAGUAGGNAACCAAUCAAAUGGGCCCACGAUCGUGAUGAGCAUGGUCGACCGUUGGCAAAAGCUUCAAGUGUUUCUCAGCUCAUGAAGGCUCGAAGCGGUUACCCUUUCGCGUUUACCGAUCGACAGUAUGUUCUCGAAACCUUGUACAACAAUCUCAAAGACAAGAGCAAGGUUCUGGUCGGCAAGAAUCUCACUACGGUCCGUCAGCAUGCAAGCGGAGUGACAGUCAUCUGUGAGGACGGUACUUCUUAUACAGGAGACGUACUCGCUGCCGCGGACGGUGUCAACUCGAAAGCGAAGAGCGAAAUGUGGCGCCUUGCAGAUGAGGUUGACCCCGAGCUCGUAAAGAAGGACAAGACCUGUAAGAUGAGAGUGGUUCAUCGCUUGAGUAAUGCUGACUCACUUUGCAGCUNNCUCGAAAGCAAGUACCAAUGUCUCUACGGUAUUGCUUCCUCAUCAUGCGGUCUACCUGCCGGCGAGAUUGAGGUGGGCUUCAACNAAAAGCGCAGCACGAUAGCGAUCGCUGGCAAAAAUGAUCGAACAUACUACUUUGUCUUCGAGCAGAUGAACAAGACUUACAAACCUCCUCAUAUCCCCAAGUAUACCGAAGCCGAAAGGGAUGAGUUUGCGAAGCGUCACAGCGACAUGAAGGUCACCGAAAAGAUUCUCAUUGGAGACAUUCAUGAGAACAGUGUAUCAAGCACGCUAGUCGGUAUCGAGACUGCCCAUUACAAGAUCUGGACUUGGGGCCGCAUAGCAUGCCUCGGCGAUUCUGCACACAAAAUGACUCCGAAUGCUGGUUUCGGUGGUAAUUCCGCGAUCGAGAGUGCUGCCGCACUUGCCAACUCAAUCAAGAAGCUCUCAGACAAGUCAGACGGACAACGCCCGUCUGAGCAACAAAUCAUCGCAUGCCUUCAGGACUACCAGAAGAGUCGCGAAGUACGAGCUGCUGCCGCAAUCGAAAUGUCAAACUUCCUUACUCAUUGCCAAGCGCUUGCGACAUGGGCUCAUACCCUUNUUGCUCGGUAUGGCCUUCGCAUCUUGGGUGACUUCUUCGAAGGUCUUCAGAGCGACAUGUCUGUCGGAGCAACACUGAUCGAUUACCUUCCUCCACCUGAGGCUUCUCUGUCGGUCAACAUGCCAUUCAAUCCUGUGCAAGGUCAAGGCUACAAAGAAAGUCUUCCACUUCGAGCUUUCUUUGCAUUGCCAUUCCUCGUUCUUUCCGCUUGUGCUUGGAGACUUGCCAUUCCUACUCUGCCUUCAGACUCAGCAAGUAUGAACGGUUCUGCUUGGUUCGACAACGUAUUCAUGCCUUCGUCGUUGACGGGCAAUGUACUGGGCUUCGGUGGACAGAACAAUAGGACUUCAAUGUUGCAGGAUGUGUUCGCGGCUGCUUCUACCGACGCUGAUUCUGCUGCCGGUGUCCGUACUGCUAACUUCCUCGCGUACUUUGGUGUCGUUCUUGCCGUCUGGUCUCUCGAGGCCGUCCGCCGCUGUAAUGCUCUGAUGCCCGUGCAACUGCAAAGGAACGGCCUGGGCAUGAUUGCACCCUUGUACUACUUUGUCCACUGGGUACUGUCUCCCAUCGACUCGUUCAAGUCCACUGAUAUGCGAUUGACCAAUCUACACUUUACGCGUGCCAUUCUUCCAUCGCUCGCACUCGUCUACUAUCUUCCUUUGAUCCAGAGCUACCUUUUGCCCGAGGCCGGUCAGCGACAAACAUGGUUGCAGCUUUGGCAAUUGUUCCCUGUUACACACUCGCUUGCUCAAUUCGCCAUCAGUAAGAUCUGGAAGGAUACGAGUGAUCAUGAUAAGAUCCAUGCGCCAAAACGAGAUGUUUCGACUAUUAGGUAUACCAUUGGUAUUCCGGCUCUCGUUUCCACCAUCGUCUGGCUACGUACCGUUUUCACCGCUUCUGGGCCUCUAUCUCAGAUCUUCCUGCCGCAACACAUCCCCACCUUCCUCAACGACAUCCAAACCUCCGCUGCCGACGUCAUGCAAUGGAACUACCUCUUCGCCAUCCCAUCUACAUAUCUCUGGCUGCUGUACUUUGCCUGGGAUGCCAAAGCUGCUGGUAUGAUUACUCAGAGCUGGAUCACUCUGCUUGUUGCUGCUGCUGCGGCGGCAGUUGUGCUUGGGCCUGGUGGGGCGGUUGGUGCGGGCUUUUUGUAUAGGGAGUAUAUUAUUACGGAGAAGAGACAUAAAGGUGCUUUGACGGUGGAGAGGGUGAGGAGGAGAGCUGCGGGUGGGAAGAGCGAGGUGGCUGAACCA
Aureobasidium musti is the source of this 2534-nucleotide messenger RNA. NCBI's taxonomy places the organism in Eukaryota, Fungi, Ascomycota, Dothideomycetes, Dothideales, Saccotheciaceae. The record is from the annotation of a GenBank genome assembly.